Molecule: messenger RNA, 2271 nt
Organism: Trichosurus vulpecula (common brushtail)
Lineage: Eukaryota; Metazoa; Chordata; Mammalia; Diprotodontia; Phalangeridae
Gene: ARL6
Product: ADP ribosylation factor like GTPase 6
Exons: 8
Coding region: 328-888 (186 amino acids)
Biological process (GO): vesicle-mediated transport; intracellular protein transport; cilium assembly
Cellular component (GO): axoneme; cytoplasm
Molecular function (GO): GTP binding; GTPase activity
Source: RefSeq, a predicted model, not a curated record
AAUUCCCGUAAGAGGAAGCAGAAAGGAGGAGCCCGGGGAGGGCGGGGCCUGAGGCCGGAACGGGCCACGGUUGCCUAGGGGACGCCUACAGUGCCGCCAGCUCCUGUGCUAGCUCCCGGGAGACUUUGUGGGCUCUUCGGUUUUCCCGACCCUCUUGACCUGGUGGAUGAAUCCCUCUGGCCGCCGGGCGAGUCCUCUAGAUGGGAUCGGACAGGACCUGAGAGCUGAAGCGGGGGUCCCUCGUGCCCUAAGCCGAGACGCGUAAGGUUCCCGCCCCGCUCCCCGGUGGUGAAUCGCAGCUGGUUUGUGAAAAUUUGAAUCAUCAUUAUGGGAUUGUUGGACAAGCUGUCAGGCUUGCUUGGCCUGAAGAAGAAGGAGGUUCAUGUUCUGUGCCUUGGGCUGGAUAACAGUGGCAAAACAACCAUCAUUAACAAACUCAAACCUUCGAAUGCUCAAACUCAAGACAUAGUUCCAACAAUAGGAUUCAGUAUAGAGAAAUUCAAGACAUCCAGUUUGUCUUUCACAGUGUUUGACAUGUCAGGUCAAGGGAGAUAUAGAAACCUAUGGGAACAUUAUUACAAAGAAGGCCAGGCCAUUAUUUUUGUCAUCGAUAGUAGUGACAGAUUAAGAAUGGUUGUAGCCAAAGAAGAACUUCAUAUUCUCUUAAGUCAUCCAGAUAUUAAGCACCGCCGAAUACCAAUUUUAUUCUUUGCUAACAAAAUGGAUCUUAGGGAUGCGGUAACAUCUGUAAAAGUGUCCCAGUUGCUGUCUUUAGAAAACAUCAAGGAUAAACCAUGGCAUAUCUGUGCUAGUGAUGCCAUUAAGGGAGAAGGGUUACAGGAAGGUGUAGACUGGCUACAAGAUCAGAUCCAGGCGGUGAAGAUAUGAAAAGAUAAUGAUUAUAAGACAUGAUGAUGUUCAUAAACUUCAACAGUUGUUUCAUUUCAAGGCAUGAUUUCUUAAAGCACACUUUGUUUAUUUUAUUUUUUUUUGUUUUAAGCUUUGCCUGUAUGUGUGUUUAAGAAUAUCAUAUAUUAUUCUAUUUGCCUUCAUGGACUCAAGACGAAUGAGCUUUGUAUUUUUUAGCAAAAUACCUUCUCAGGUAUUUUAAGGCCAUAUUCAGACCAAAUCUUCCCUUAACAGGGCAUUAGAAUAAUCAGUCCAUUAAAUGUCUGCAUUCAAUUUUAAUCACUUUUUGGCAUUUUAGUAUACUUAAAAGUAAAAUAUAUGCCAUCUCUAUGUCCUGGCUCAAUCUUUUUUAAAAUAUCCUUUAUUUUACAAGAUGUCUCAUUUUUUAUAAUUUAGUGCAUGAUGAAACUUUGUGAAUUCUGUUUUUCGAAAGAACUACAGAUGCUCAUAAAGGACUCUGGUUAUUAGUAUGUAUUGAAUUUGUUACUAAGUAUAACAUGUUAUCAUUAAUAAAAUAUGAAGUGAAUAUAUUAACUACUGUGUGUUUGUUCAGACUGAAAAGAAUAAUGUUCAUUUUGAGAUGGCACCAAGUAACACUUUGUAUAUUUUAUUGUCAUUUGAAACUGAACUAAUAUUUAAAGGAAAAUGUGAUUUCUUUUAGGAUAGUGUGGGACUUCAUUUCUUUGGCUAAGUAGACAAUUUAAUUUCUGUUCUAGAUGGAAAAAUUUGAUUGCAAGUUAUUUCAUUCCUUGUAUGGCCUUUAUGGUUGACUCUAUGCUUUAGACUUUAGUUCUUGCCACUAAGCUACCACAUUGCCUCCUCUUUUGUCACAGAGCUUUGCCAUAAUAGAUAAUUAUGAAUCACAAAACUGUAUUGCUUAGCUCAGGAAAAUCCUAUAUAUGUGUAUAUAUACGUAUAUACACAUAUAUAUACACAUACAUAUACACACACAUAUAUGUAUCAUUAUACUUUUGAUUUGAAGAUACAUGCAAAACCUAUAAAUCAAAUAUACAAAUUCUGUUAUUUUGUCACUGAUUUCUCUUCAAUAAACACAUUGACUAAAGCCACCGAAAACAAGCAACUUUCACAUAGGAAAUUAUGCAGCAAACAGUUUACUGAGAAAAUACAUUUUUAAGAGGAAAACUAAGUUUUAUAACAAGGAAAUGGCCUCAGGUAUGAGGACAUAUUUAUAAAGGAAUUAUAUAUAACUGUGUUUAAACUUAUUAAGUGCCCUGAAUUGAGGAAAUGGAAAAACCAAGAAAGAAAAAAAUGUGUAAUAAAGAUAUCAUACAAUGCACUGGAAUAAUGAAAUAGCUUUCUUUGUCCACAGAGACUUUAAAUAAACAACAAUUUCCGAACCAA